CUGAGCCUGCGCUCCCACAAUUGGCCUUGAAGGAAGCUCAGAGUCGUUACGUCUCCAAAUGACAAAGCAGGAAGAGCCGGCAGUGGAGCCUGAAACUUUCCUGGCUCUUUUUUACCGAGAGAGAACUGCGAAUUAAACCACUCGGGUGCUAAUUUGGAGCCCACAUUUAAACUAAAUUAGCCCAUUUGAACAUUUUACAUUGACCGGGAGGGACCGAUGCCCAGAGGUUGACUUUAUUUUGAAGGCAGAUUAAUGAAGGUGUCGUGAAUAAGAAAACUCGAGAUGUUGAUGUUAGUGACUUUCUAAGCAAAGUGUGAAGGAAUUCUGUGCAGUCGGAAUGACAUCUGCCGCCGACACUAAUCAGAGUCACCCUGAAGGAACAACUCGGGGCAGUGGGACUCCGACUGGUUCAUCUUCCUUAUGGAACUGGAAUUACUGGAUAAACUGCUUCGUUCAGGAGAAAGUUUGCAUUUCCUUUGCGCUCUGGCUCUUAUCACUGCUGCUUUGGGCAAUCGCUCACUUUAUGUUGUGCAUCAAGCCCCAUUGUAGACUUGCCGAUACCUACAUUACUGAGGGAGUGCUACAUUAUUGGAAGUACGGACAGACUAGGCUCUUUUAUUUUCGCUGCAAACGGAGAGGUUGGCGAGAAGAAUCUUUGCCUUGUACCAUCUAUGCUUUUCUGGGGAAUAUAUGCAACAUGUUUGGGGCACUUCUAGCAAAACAACUGAGCAUUCAGGCUUUUACAGCAGCUUAUAUGGCAGCAGUGGAUAUUCUCCAUUUUGUAUUAAUCCUGUUUCCUGUGUGUGGUUCAAGAUCCAGAUCAACAACAGAUCAGCUAAGAAAAAGAAAUAAAAGAAGAAGUGCCAUGUUCAUGGUUUGCUUACCUUUCACUAUGGGCACAAGUUGCUACUUCUGGGCUUCUCCUGUUGCUGAAAUGGAUAUUCGUGGACCAAGAAGGAAACUGCUCACCACAUUACUUCAGGACAACACAGAAAUCAUUGGCUAUGUGCUGGGGGUGAUUGCUGUUUUCAUUGGCUGGACAUCAAGGUUUCCACUGAUUUUAAAGGCAUCUAGGGGGAAGAUUGAUAGCAGUCUCCAGAAAUGGGCUCUGAUCCUUUCAAUUUUCGGGGGUGCACUGUAUGCUGCUGCUAUUUUGGCACAUGAGAAGUCUCCUGAGUUCAUCCUGCAAGCUUUACCCUGGCUGCUUAUCUUUCUUGGUGGUGCAGCUCUAGAACUUUCUAUACUGUUUUUAUCAUGUUUAUUGAAAGAUAAAACUGCUCGCCAGCAUUGGGGUUUAGAGGUGGUAAUAGAAUCUGAUACUAUCUCUCUGUUGGAAUCUCCUGGACAUGAGGUGGAAGACGAGGAGAUUGAAGUAGAAACACAGAAUUUGGACUGGAUGCCACUGAACAUACCCCAGAACAACCGAUAUUUACGCAAGAUGGCAGAAAUAGGCCACUAUAUGGAUUUGAGCAUUGAACCAGUGCAAGAGAUUGGAUUUGGUGUUAAAAGAUUACCUGGAGAUGGACAAACUUGUACAGAGAGAGGAAAAAGAGUGGAUACCCUGUUUGUCCAUGAUCCCCCAAUGUACCCUCCAAAGCAAGUUAUUCAUGCAAAUGUGUCCUCAUGUAGCUCGUCAGAUGCUACUUCCAUAAACUCUGAACUAGAGCAAAAGUACUUGGAAGCCUUAAACUCAGAACAGUGGGAUUUUGAAGAUAUUCCUCAAGAAUGGAAAAUGACUCAAAAGCAAGAAGAACAUACCUUAAACUGUAGUCCAGAUCAGACCCCAGUAAUCAGCAUGCACUCCUUCCCUACCAGCAUUGUCUCAAGUACAUCAAUAACUGACUUUUGGCUCAGUGACACUGAAACUAUGAUGACUGAAGAGACAACCUCAGCAAUUUUGUCUCAAUAUGAAGAAGAAGUAAAUAGGACUAGACGUUGAGGAGCAAGAACUAUAUUAUCUUCAUGUGAAUGUGAAACUAUUUUUUACAUUUUUAAAUAAAAGUAUGCCUUGUAAAA
Messenger RNA from Carcharodon carcharias (great white shark), 2016 nucleotides. RefSeq names its product transmembrane protein 44 (gene tmem44). The transcript is spliced from 12 exons. NCBI's taxonomy places the organism in Eukaryota, Metazoa, Chordata, Chondrichthyes, Lamniformes, Lamnidae. The coding region runs from base 338 to 1939 and encodes 533 amino acids. The record is from RefSeq and is a predicted model, not a curated record.